UCCAGCACUGGGCCGACGACGGAGCCUCUGAUCAAAUCAAGUGGACUUCAAAUUUAGUUUUAAAAACUGUUCGGAUCGAGAGGUCGUUACGGGGUUUCGCGGCGCGUUCUUGAAACCCAUUCGAUAUUCCGUAAAAACAGCUCGCUGUUUUUUAGACUCCUUCCCUAGCACAUCCCCAAUCCGUUGGCCAAUAAACGGUAACCGCUGCAGUCAAGUCCGGCGACCUAACCAUAAAUCCAGGCGGUUGUGCAAUCAAAGGUGUCCGUAAGCCAUAAUACUGCCUCAUAAUGAUCCGGAUACGCAACGGGUUGGAAAUGCUGCUAAUAUUAUUCCUCGCCACCUGCCUGCUGACUCCUGCCCAUGGAACGCCUCUGGAGUGGGAUUUCGCAGUAACGCUGAGGUCGAAGAUCCAGUUUAUGGACAGCUCCUGGCAAACAAUAGCCACGGCUGCCCACGAGUUCGAUGAACUUUCCGCCCUAACAUUUGAUGAGUCCGAGGAACUAAUCUACUUCAAUGACCUGAAGCACCAGAACGGCAGCAUAUUCUCUCUAAAAAGGGAUCUUCUAUCCGCUUCCCACGUGGUGGAGCAGACAAUUGCACGCACGGGCAAUGAAUCUGUGGGAGGAUUGGCCUACGAUCCGUUGAACAUGAACCUCUUCUGGUCGGAUACGCAGCAAAGGAAGAUCUUCUUCGCCCCCAUCCACGGCUCUGCGCCGCCCAAAGUUUUGGUAGAUCUCAGCGGAGGGGGAAGGCCGGACGGUGUGGCUGUCGAUGUGUGCCGUCGGAAGCUGUAUUGGACCAACUCGAACAUUACGCAUCCCACGGUGGAGCGGAUAAAUCUGGAUGGUAGCAACAGAACCGUGAUCAUCGACACCAAAAUCGACAUGCCAAGGGGAAUCGUUGUGGACCAAUUGUCAGAUCGGCUUUUCUGGAUCGACGACCUCAAGGGUGUGUUUUUUGCAGUGGAGAGCUCAAGGCUGGACGGCUCCGAUCGCCAGGUGGUGCUGAAGGACAAGCACCACGAACCCUUGAAUCUGGCUGUGACCAACAAUGCGAUUUACUGGACAGACCGGACAACAAAAACGGUCUGGAGUCAUCCGAAAGUGCCGGUGGUCAAGGUUACCACUACUAGCAAGCCGGAGGUCGAGGAGGAUUCCACAGAUCCGACGGUGGAAAAGCCUGAAAGUGAUCCAGAGCCGGUGCCAGAGGACUGUCCGCUGGUUCGUGUGGCCAAUCUCAGCGAAGAAGCCCGAGGCAUUGUGGCCCGAACUGGUUUUUAUCAGAGACUCCAAAAGGACCACCACUGCGCCAGCAUUGUGCGCAAGGUGAAGGAGCGCUUGGAUGAGCAGAGCACGAAGAUGGAAAUACGCAGCCUGCUGGAUCAGAAGGUGAAGAUACUGGAGAACGAGCGCUGCAUGAACGGAGGCGAAUACAAGUCGGCCACUGAUCUGUGCAUCUGUCCCACGGGCUACAAGGGAUCUCGAUGCGAAAUACGCGAGUGCCACAACUACUGCGUUCACGGCACCUGUCAGAUGUCCGAAAUGGCCUACCCCAAGUGCUACUGCCAGCCAGGAUUCACGGGCGAACGCUGCGAGGUUAGCAUGUGCUCAGGACUGUGCCUCAAUGGCGGUCACUGUCGGGUGUCCAAAGACGAGAAGGAACCACCCAGCUGCGAGUGUACUUCCAAGUUUGGAGGCGCUCGCUGCGAGCAGAACUCCACGGAAAUCUGCUCCCUAUUCUGCCGUCUACUGAAGCACGAGCCGGAGAUCUAUGUGCCCUUCGGCUGCCACAGCAUUUGCGAAGAACUGGCUCAGGCCAACAGCACCCAAAUCGCCGUUCCGCAGUACACACACUUGGAGGUCUGCAUCACGCCCAAAGUUUGGACCGGCAGCGUAAUCAUCAUCCUGGUCGUAGGCAUCGUUUGCAGCUUGCUUCUUGUGGCCGUGAUCGUCCACGGAAUCCGUCGACUGUACAAGCCCAAGAGGCCACGCAUCAGGAAGACGUUUGUGGUGCGCAAGCAGGCCAGAACCAAUUCGGCAGGAGACACACCGCUGACCAACCGUCCACUGGCCACUGAGCAGUGCGAGAUCACGAUAGAGAACUGUUGCAACAUGAACAUCUGCGAAACGCCCUGUUUCGAUCCCAAGCUGGUGGAGCAGACGCUGUCCAAGUCCAGUUGCAAGGAAGACAAGAAGAUACUCAUCCACAAUAUGGAGGAUGACCUGUACUAGGGCGCAGAAGACUGAUAACAACCUGCCCCCUAAAAACAGAACCUUGUGAUAGUCGUCGUCGAGUGCGGACUGUGGUAUUCGAGCUUGAAAAGCUGCUGCCCGCCCGGCCCUCGACCCCGUUUGCCGGCAAGGUGCUCACCCAAAACAACCAGCAACCGCAAAUCAUUGCAACAUGCACCAUGCAACACCUGCAGCAACAGCAACUUAAAACUGAAGAGCCUGGGACACUUAAACAAACCAUUUACUCAAGCCGAAGCAACAUGUUGUACUUAGCGAUCCUUCGGUCUCGUUAAUUUAUUCGUAGGAUCAUUUCAUCCCAGGGUUAGGAUUUUUAGCUCAAAGCUUCAUCAAAAUUUUUGAGUUUUAUUUUUUGAUUUUUAUUAACUUUAUUUUGGUUUUAAAUUUGAAUUCAUAUUGAAAUGAAAGCAAGUCGCGCGACUGACAUUAGCUUUAAAAACGAAAUACGCACGGAUACAAAGAGCCUGUAGAUCGUAAGCUGAGACAAAGACCAUUGUGAUUGUGAUUACUUACACCUAAGCUGUUGUAAUUAACCCUUUCCAAGUGAGUCAUUGUUCAAGUUCCUGCUCCCCCCACUUGUUGUAAAAAAAGAGAAACAAACAAUAGAUACAAUUCGUCGCCCCAACUAAAACGCAAUUCUUGCCUCAUUAGAUAAUCCCGUCACCAUCAACACCAUCGUGCACUACUUAAGAAACGUCAUAGAAAAAGACCCGAAAAACAGUGGGGAAAACUCUGCCAGAAAGAUCGAGAGUUGUAAAUAUUAAUGAAUAGUUUAAUUUUAGUUGUAGUCCUUAAGUAAAGGGUUGAAUAAAGAAAGACUUCACGCAAUUGAAAA
This is a messenger RNA of Drosophila ficusphila, 3084 nucleotides long. It is a transcript of the gene cue, whose product is annotated as protein cueball. Gene Ontology annotation, molecular function: calcium ion binding. Lineage: Eukaryota; Metazoa; Arthropoda; Insecta; Diptera; Drosophilidae. The record is from RefSeq and is a predicted model, not a curated record.